Quercus robur (English oak) is the source of this 1526-nucleotide messenger RNA. RefSeq names its product adenylyl-sulfate kinase 3. Lineage: Eukaryota; Viridiplantae; Streptophyta; Magnoliopsida; Fagales; Fagaceae. The transcript has 6 exons. The coding region runs from base 584 to 1138 and encodes 184 amino acids. The record is from RefSeq and is a predicted model, not a curated record. Gene Ontology annotation, biological process: sulfate assimilation. Gene Ontology annotation, molecular function: ATP binding; adenylylsulfate kinase activity.
GUUCAUAAGAAAUUUGUGGUAUGAGAAUCAGAACUCAUUAUGUCUAUAUGAUCAUAAGAAAUUUGUGGUAUUUAGUAGAUAUGAUGUCUAUACUCUAUUUUUGCUACUUGGGCAUUGAGUUUGAAACUUUUGUCUCUUAUUGUCUUGCAUAUAAGUUAGGCUUACAUUUACUGUUGGUUGCUAUUGAGCCUCUAUGAUUUUGCAUUGCUUUUGGAUUAAUUUUAUGACUUUUUCCGGAUUAGGUAUGACCGUGCAAACAAGCAUGGAUAAGAAAUUGAUAUGCUUCUUUGAGAAGGUGUAGGUAGCAUCCAGUGAGGACACAAAAUCUGUAUAUGUUAUUAGCAGGCCAGCAUGCUUGUACAGUUCAACAUCCAUUUGUCCAUAGAAUGCGCAUAAGUAUGAUAUGGAUGCUGCAAUAGAUGACUUAGCUUUGAAAGAAAAUAUGGCAUAAGACAUCGAUUUGCUUCUGUGUGAAGGUAUGAGUUGCAUAUAUUGAGGUCAAGCUUUGGGAUAGAGGCCAAUUACUGCUCCUGUGAGAGUAGCAAUAUUAUUGCAGUCAAAGGAGUUCGUGAAGAAUGCAAAAAUGAAUAUGAUCAAAAUCAGGCUGAUGGCUUAUUAUUCUAGUGAGAAUAAAGGAAAAAGCACACUGGCGUGCUCUCUAAGUAGAGAACUCCACUCCAGGGGAAAGCUGUCCUACAUCCUUGAUGGAGAUAACCUUCGGCAUGGACUAAACAAGAACCUUGGUUUCAAACCAGAAGAUCGGACUGAAAAUAUACGCAGAGUUGGGGAAGUUGCAAAACUCUUUGCGGAUGCUGGUUUGAUUUGUAUUGCCAGUCUCAUAUCUCCAUAUAGAAAAGAUCGAGAUGCUUGCCGUGCGAUGUUACCAGAUGCGAAUUUUAUUGAGGUUUUCAUGAACAUGCCUCUAGAAUUAUGUGAAGCAAGAGAUACAAAAGGCCUUUACAAGCUUGCACGUUCUGGAAAGAUCAAAGGUUUUACUGGGAUAGAUGAUCCUUAUGAACCACCAUUGAGCUGUGAGAUUGAAAUACAACAGAAAGAUGGGGUUUGCGCUGCGCCAGGUGCCAUGGCUGGGCAAGUAGUGUCUUACCUGGAGGAGAAAGGGUAUCUUCAAUGUCAGUGAUUGACCACACUACAACUAAUGUUCGUGUGAUCUCUUGUAAUUGAUUACUCAAAGUAUAUAGGAUGUCAUUUCAAACACAUGGUAGGCUGCUUAAACACACCUUCAGGCUAUGAAUAGAGAAUAGUGGGCUCAAAGUACUUAUCUGAACAUUUUGAAAUGAAGAAUAUGUCUAGAUUGGUAGGGUAUGGGAAAUUUGGGAUCCAUCCUGUUAACUUAGUGACAUCUAGUCAUAGCUCAUUACCAACCAUCAUUUUUUGUGGAACCCAUGGGAAUCUUAGUUUCAGGUUAUCCAAAAAUGUGUCAACUGUAUGUUGGAGAUGGUUCUACAAAGUACACAUAAUUAUGUAUAUCAUAUUUACCUCAAUUUAAAGUUCACAAGUUUCUUUUA